AUGGAACCGAAUGCUUUCCCAUAUGGCAUACGAGCAUUACCGACGCGGGCAGCAACUGGCCACGGUCCGCACCGACUUUGCUCUAAUGAGGUGGAUGUACAGUCGGAGGUUGAUCAACGACCAUCAAUUCAAGAGGCUCCAGUUAGUGCCAAUACCAAUCAUGUUGCCGGGCAGGCACGGUGA
Molecule: messenger RNA, 183 nt
Organism: Cyphellophora europaea CBS 101466
Lineage: Eukaryota; Fungi; Ascomycota; Eurotiomycetes; Chaetothyriales; Cyphellophoraceae
Exons: 1
Coding region: 1-183 (60 amino acids)
Source: RefSeq, a predicted model, not a curated record